CUGGAUGUGAUGGCUACCUAGGUAUGUAUCUAUCUACCUAUAUAAGAAUUGACUUCUCGCUUUGUUGAAUGACUUUUCUUCUUCUUUUACAUCACACCAUCGCACAUUACUUGAACUUCUACUUUCUACAUUUGAUACCCAGAACAAAAGUCAAUACUAUUAUUACUUUAAAUCAUCAACUCUACUCUACUCAACUCAUCUCAUCUCAUCUCUCCUCAAUCCGCAAAUAUGCAAUUCAAGAACAUCCUCGUUUUGGCGUUCGCCGGUGCUGUUAUGGUAUGUUUUCUUCGUCUUGGAAUAAAAUCCACAUCUCGAUGCAAAAUACAAUCAAUACUAACAAAGCUACUCUAGGGUCAAGGAGCCUCCGUCAGCUCAAUCCUCUCGGCCGCCACAUCUGAAGCAAGCAGUGUAGUCAACUCCGUCACGUCCACCGCCUCCACCGCAGCCGAAAGUCUCUCAUCCUCCAUCUCCUCGGUCGAGUCAUCCAUCAGCUCCGCCCAAUCAUCUGCUGAAUCCUCCAUCUCAUCCCGCGAAUCUUCAGCUGCCACUCUCACCGGUUCAUCUGCUGCUUCUGCUUCCUCAUCUCUUUCUUCCGUUUCAAGCUCUGUUGCCUCGAGCUUGGCCUCCAAGACUUCCUCGUUGUCUUCUUCGGCCAGCUCUGCUUCUUCUAGUGGUGGUGCUGCUAUUCAAACUGGUGCUAUGGGAGCUGCUGCUCUUUUCGGUGGUGCCGCUAUCUUUGCUGCUGCUUUGUAAAUGAUUGAUUGAUUGGAAGCUUUCUUUCUUUUUAAUCAUACAAGGACAGCUAGUUACAAGUGGUUUAUUGAAAUGGGGAUUCAUCAUUGGGUUGGGAAGAAAUACUACCACUAUUGCUGCUAAACUGAUGAUGGAUGGGAAAGUUGAACACAUACAGAUGAUGGUAAUGAUGAUUAGGAAUAAAUGGGACUGAAUUGGGUUGCAAAUGGGCGCGUUGUACUUAAUUGCAUGGAUAAUUAAUACUAUUACAUGGACAUAU
Messenger RNA from Sclerotinia trifoliorum, 1012 nucleotides. Lineage: Eukaryota; Fungi; Ascomycota; Leotiomycetes; Helotiales; Sclerotiniaceae. The record is from the annotation of a GenBank genome assembly.